UUGUCGGCUUUCCUCGGUUUGUUUAUGCGAUUUUGUGCAAUUGUGCCGGUAUAAAUCUUGAUUCGCUGUGUAAAUCGCGAAAAGUGCAUAUCAAUUUUGUGCUGUUCGGAACCAGUGAAUGCGGUGUUCUAAAAUUGAUUUUGGUUUAAACUGAAGAUCACUACACCAGUUUGACAAGUUAAAAUGUCAGACGACAGCAGCAGUAGUGGCAACAGUAGGACAAUUAUCGGCGGUCCAUCCGUUGCCGACGAUGAUAGUGGUGGCUCCCCCGGUGCUGGUGAUAGUCCAAACGUUCCUGUCCCCGCCGAAGAGUGUACCCCGUCACACAGCACCGACGGAGGUCGAAAUCUAGCAUCUUCCCGGCAGCAGCAGCAGCAGCAACAAUCGGAUUCCCUGCUUACGGAUUCCGAAAAUACCAAUAACGAGAAUCGUGUGAUAGAAAUGGAAAGCAUCGCGAAUACGAACGCGGUUGAAGUAACCGAAGAACCUGAAUUGCCAGCGGAAACGGAAAAAAUGAAAAGUGAGCAGAGUGAAGAAAAAUCUGAAAAAUCUAGUGUAAAGGAUAAAUAUGCCGAACAUAUUACUUACGACGAGAACGGUGAAGCGAUUUAUACCGAUCCGGAGACCAAGUAUCGAUACCAGUGGUCAAAGGAUAAAAAUGAGUGGGUUCCGGCGACUUCCGGACAAGCCGCCGGUGAAGGGGAAUCAAAUCCGUACGAAAACGAACACUACCGAUGGUGUCACGAAAGUAACAAAUGGAUUCCGAAGGAGAAUCCAAAAGAAACGGAACACUAUCGGUGGUGUGACGAAACCAGUAAGUGGAUUCCAAAGGAACAAGCGCCGAAGGAAGAUCGAACGUACAGUUAUGAGGACGGAGUCCACCAGUAUACCGAUAAGGAUGGAGCGGUCUAUUUCUGGGACGAAGAGAAAAAAGCUUGGUUUCCGAAGGUGGACGAUCAUUUCAUGGCUGUGUAUCAGUUGAAUUAUGGUUUUAUUGACAACACAUCCGCUGGUAGCUCGAAAGUUGACGGUUCCGAAGUUCCGCCGAAAGAGGUGGAACCUGUGGGGGAAGAGGUUUCCGAAGAGCCGGUAAAAGUGCAAGGCAAGAAACGAAAAGCUCCUCCGGAGCCACCCAAGUGGUUCGAGCUGAAGGAGGAACAUAAUACGAAGGUGUAUGUGUCAAAUCUGCCGCAGGACAUAACGGAGGAAGAGUUCGGCGAGCUUAUGGCCAAGUGCGGGAUGGUGUUGAAAGAUCCCAAAACGAAUAAGCUGAAGCUGAAGUUGUACCGCGAUGCGGAUGGAAUGCUGAAGGGGGACGGAUUGUGUCAUUAUAUCAAGAUUGAGUCGGUAGACCUGGCGCUCGAAAUUUUGGACAAUUAUGACAUUCGGGGUCACAAAAUUCGUGUCCAGCGGGCCGAGUUCCAGCUCAAGGGCGAAUACAACCCGUCGUUGAAGCCGAAGAUCCGGAAAAGGGAAAAGGAGAAGAUGCGCAAAAUGCAGGAGUCACUUUUCGACUGGCGCCCGGAGAAGAUGCGAGGUGAACGCUCCAAGCACGAACGGAUCGUCAUCAUCAAGAAUCUGUUCGAGCCGGAGCUGUUCGAUCGGGAAGUUCAUCUGCUGCUCGAGUACCAGAACGAUCUGCGGGAGGAGGCCAACAAGUGCGGAUCCUGCCGGCGGGUUGUGCUGUUCGAUCGGCACCCGGAGGGAGUGGCCCAGGUUACGAUGAGUGACCCGGAGGAAGCGGAUCUGGUGGUGAAGCUGAUGCAUGGGCGAUUCUUUGGUCAGCGCAAGCUGACGGCGGAGAUUUGGGACGGGAGGACAAAAUAUAGAAUCGCCGAAACCGAAGCCGACACCAAUAAACGCCUAGGCAACUGGGAAAAGUAUUUAGAAAAGGACGAAGAAAAAGGUGCCGCCAAUGCCCAGGAAAAGGAAUCGGCUGGAAAAACUGACUGCCCACAGGGGGAAAAUGUUUUGCUGGAAGAGAAAAUAAAACUUCCGACGGCGAAGGUCAACAGUCCGGAACAGAAGGGGCAGUCAUCCCCCGUUAGCGAUGAGACGAAGCUGAAAAUGGAUCAAUCUGACCCUCCGGAGUUAGGACCAAGCGAAGCUGAAUGCUCGGACAAUGAAACGGUAACAGAUUUACCGACAGAAGGACUCCACGAAUAAUCUCUUUCGUUUGAAGACUUAAGUAUUUUAAUGAAGGCCACUACCGAAUAACUAAUAAGGUAAUAAGUAGUUCAUCAAAUCGAUUCCUCGAUGUAAUUUCGAAUUGCACAUUCUGAUUUAAAA
Topomyia yanbarensis is the source of this 2289-nucleotide messenger RNA. RefSeq names its product HIV Tat-specific factor 1 (gene barc). Gene Ontology annotation, biological process: mRNA splicing, via spliceosome. Gene Ontology annotation, cellular component: U2-type spliceosomal complex; U2 snRNP. The transcript is spliced from 5 exons. Lineage: Eukaryota; Metazoa; Arthropoda; Insecta; Diptera; Culicidae. The record is from RefSeq and is a predicted model, not a curated record. Gene Ontology annotation, molecular function: RNA binding. The coding region runs from base 184 to 2166 and encodes 660 amino acids.